Messenger RNA from Neolamprologus brichardi, 1503 nucleotides. Lineage: Eukaryota; Metazoa; Chordata; Actinopteri; Cichliformes; Cichlidae. The record is from RefSeq and is a predicted model, not a curated record.
UUACCUUAAUCAGGUAUUUUUUGUUUGUUUGUUUUUAUCUAGAAGGUCACUAAAUGGGGAUGGACUCUGGGGUUAAUAUUUCAAAUGAAGAUGCACCUUAUGGGGGGAAGAGUGCAUUUACCCAACUAGAGCAUAACAUUGUGGCUGGAUACCUCAUCACUGCAGGUGUCAUCAGUUUAGCGAGCAACAUUGUGGUGCUAUUGAUGUUUGUAAAAUUUAAGGAACUUCGCACACCUACCAACUUCAUAAUAAUCAACUUGGCUUUUACUGACAUUGGAGUGGCUGGUAUUGGCUAUCCCAUGUCCGCUGCUUCAGACAUCCACGGCAGCUGGAAAUUUGGCUAUGCUGGUUGUCAGAUCUAUGCAGCUCUCAACAUAUUCUUUGGCAUGGCUAGUAUUGGCCUGCUGACCGUGGUGGCCAUUGAUCGUUACCUUUCCAUCUGCAGACCAGAUAUAGGUGAGAAAAUGACGGUACGAUCAUACAAUCUUCUUAUUCUGGCAGCAUGGCUGAAUGCUGUGUUCUGGUCCUCCAUGCCAAUUGUUGGCUGGGCUGGUUAUGCCCCUGACCCCACUGGAGCUACAUGUACCAUCAACUGGAGACAGAAUGAUGCGUCUUUUAUUUCUUAUACUAUGGCAGUGAUCGCUGUGAACUUUGUGGUUCCUCUGUGUGUCAUGUUUUACUGCUACUACAGUGUGACAGUCACUGUCAGGAGAUACAAAGCAAGCAACUGCCUGGACUGCAUUGACAUGGAUUGGUCUGAUCAAAUGGAUGUCACCAAGAUGUCAAUUGUAAUGAUUGUCAUGUUCCUGGUUGCCUGGUCUCCAUACUCCAUGGUGUGUCUGUGGGCAUCGUUUAGUGACCCAAAGACUAUCCCUGCAGCAAUGGCUAUUAUUGCUCCACUCUUUGCCAAGUCCUCCACCUUUUAUAAUCCCUGUAUUUACGUCAUUGCCAACAAAAAGUUCAGAAGAGCCAUUACAGGCAUGAUUCGGUGUCAAACAAGACAGCGAGUCACCAUCAAUACCCAAGUUCCCAUGACAAUUUCCCAACAACCUCUGACCCAGUGAGAUGAUGUUGCAUUCAGCAUGAUGUCACAUUAAUAUUAAAAUAACUUGGCAUUAAAACGCUGUGUAGAAAAAUGCAAUAAUGACACCAAUGAGUGACGGUGCUUCCACUGUCAGCUCAGCAAAUAUUUUGUCUCCCUUAGUUUCACAAAAUGUAACCUACAAAGUCUUUAAAAGGGUGAGAGCCAUAGAUGAGCUGCUUAGGCUGGACCCUUAAAAGCACCUGUGUCUAAUGGGCUAAGCCAUUUUUUAAAGAUUGCAGCUUCCACUAUCAAACACCCAUGCUGAUGUUUUUCUGAUAGCUUGAUUGAAAAGCAGCUGUAGUGUUUCCUUCUUCUCCUUUAUUGGGACUGUAACAGGGCUACUGUCCCUUCUAUCAAAAGUCUUAAGAAACCUGUGAAUAAACACUUAAAAAAUAAAGAAAAAACAACGUUUGUAUUCA